AUGCUCGGCAACACCGUCUGGUCCAUCCUCGCCCUGGCCUUUAUUUCCAUCACGCCGCUCGUGUUAUCGUAUGCGCUGCACAACCUCGUGGCCUUGCUGUUGCUGGCAGUGACGACGAUAGUGUGGCUGGGCGGCUCCAUAGCCAUUGCGUCGAUACUUCGCGAUCUUUUUGAGAAUCGCAAGAGCAUAUACGCCAUAUCGCAGCCCAUUGUUGCAUUCAGCUUCUUCAUCUGGGCGACGUUUGCCGCUCUCAUGUCGCUAGAGGUGGUCGGCUUGUUGAAAGGGGCGUACAGAAAUGGCGAGCAGGAGAUGAUGGACUUAGGGGAAUUCGACGAGAGCGAAAUUAGAAACGCGCUUCGAUGA
Molecule: messenger RNA, 363 nt
Organism: Metarhizium brunneum ARSEF 3297
Lineage: Eukaryota; Fungi; Ascomycota; Sordariomycetes; Hypocreales; Clavicipitaceae
Source: RefSeq, a predicted model, not a curated record